Molecule: messenger RNA, 1295 nt
Organism: Cladocopium goreaui
Lineage: Eukaryota; Dinophyceae; Suessiales; Symbiodiniaceae
Source: the annotation of a GenBank genome assembly
GACGCCCCAGAUCGGGAGCUCUUGCACAUUGUGGGCAAGCUGACCGACCCGGAGAUCUCUGCCGAGGUCUUUGUGUACUCCUAUGACUCCAUGCUGUCGCUUCGCCGUGCUAUUUGCAAGGCUUUGAAGGUGCCUCACUGUAGCCUGAUGUUCAAGGGCUACGAGACGCAGAUGCAUCAGACCUUACAGGAAGCCGGACUCGAGAACCACUCGGAGGUUCAAGUGGUGCCUGUGAGCGAGGUGGCGUUGGCGUCUGCCUCAGCAGAUGGAAUGGUCUUUAUUUGGGAUGCCAUUGGCGGAAAAUGCUUGGAAACCCUAAGGGGACACAACUCCUCAGCAGUACACUGUUGCUCUUUUUCGACCACUGGACGGCUCUUGGGCACCACCAGUGUUGACUGUGCAAAGGUGUGGGAGACGUCCACGGGGCAAUGUCAUUGCACCCUGGAAGGACAUAAAGACUGGGUGGUGAGUAUUGGUUUUGAUGCAGGGGAGAACCUUGCGAUCACGGCUAGCCUGGACUGUAGUGCAAGGCUUUGGGACCUGGUCUCUGCGAGGUGUGUGCAAGUCUUUCCUGGUGGAGUCAGUCCAAUAUUUUGGGCUUCCUUUGAUCCCGACGGUGACCAAAUGGAAGUGGCCACGGCCAGCGCUGAUGGCACUGCCACCAUUUGGAAGCACAGUGGCGAGGUUCAGCAGGUCCUGCAAGGACAUGAAGACAACGUGCUGAUGGUAACCUAUUCUGCCAACAGCAAACGCCUUCUGACGGCCUCCCAGGACCGCACUGCCAGAAUGUGGGAGGCGCUGUCUGGGAUGUGUCUUCGAGAAUUUCGUGGGCAUACUGACACCGUGCAGUCCGCCUUCUUUUCGGGCGAUGGCCGUCUCUGCGUCACUGGCUCCAUGGAUCGUACUGCGCGAAUUUGGGAGACCAAGACCGGGGACUGCUUACGGACCCUCUCGGGGCAUGCGGGCUCCGUGCUCUUCGCGCUCUUUUCAGCGGAUGCGGGUUUUGUGGCCACAGCUGCAAGGGACGGCUGCGUGCGAACCUACGACAGCAAGACGGGGCGCUUGCAACGGCUGUUGGAAGGACAUCAUGCGAAGGUCAAUACGCUGUCCUUUGUCUCCUUCUGAGCGUCAGAUUGGUGAGCUGUGCUUAGAUACAGCUGGACCUGCCGCGGUUUGGAGAAACGUGCUUCUGCACCUCCCAAAGGGACGUUGCGCUUGCACUUCAUGCCAUUUGCCGACGCGCCAUGGCCAUGUUAAAGACAUGGCCAAAGACUCUUUGAUUCGACCCGGAAAGA